AUGGCGGUCGACCUCAUGGCAGAAUCCGUUAGUGCGAUCCGUCCGGACAAGCCCCGGUACGAGGAUGAUGGAAUGGGCUCUUGCGCCAGCCACGACGAUUCGACAGGACCUGACUGUGCGCAAACUGCCUCAGGCGACUGGAGCCAGCCGUGCGACCUCGCGGAAAUCCCGCCAAGCUUGCACCGAGCGUUGGGCCCCACUCGUUUGCCGCUCGCCACCUCGCAACUUCCUCGGCUUCGAGCACUGCAAGCCGAUCUGUCGGUGGGCGCGGCAGCGGAGUCGCCGCGCGGCGAGCUAGAGUCUCCCAGCGACAACUUUGACCGCUGGGUCGCGGCGGGCGACGCGCAGCGUGCCCGAAGGCAGUCCAUGGUGGCCCGCAGCCAUCCCAGUGCGCGCAGCGCGACGGCCACCAUGGGGGGCCGUCGAAGCAUGCAGGUUCCGCGCAUGUCCAUGAGCGGGCGACGGCAGUCCAUGGAUUACUCGGAACUCGACGCCGUGCGCGAAAGGUACGCAAUCCGUGCACCGCGAUGGUCUGCCGCCGCCACGCGCCGCACCUUCACGUUUGUCGACUGCUCCCACGUCGUCACCCACGCUCCCCCUCGCCUCCCGCGCACGCCCUCGUCACUCGUGCCUACCCCUCGUCACUCGCGCCUGCCCUCGUCACUCGCGCCUGCCCGGGAUACUGUGCUUGCCCUCGUCAUGCGCUUCCCUUCGUCACCCGCGUUCCCCCUCGUCACGCGCGUUCCCCCUCGUCACGCGCGUUUCCCUUCGUCGCGCGCAUUUCUGCUCGUCGUGCAUGCGCCUUGUCGUCACGCAUGCUUCCCCUCAUUGCGCUCUCUCCUCCCCUCGUCACGCUCGCUUCCCCUCGUGACGCGCACUCCUCCCCUCGUCAUGCGCUCAACCAUUCACUCGCAAUCUUCCCUCUGUUUACCCGGCAAUCUAUUCUCCUUUGCCUCAUCUGCCUCCCCUAGCGUCCCACCUCCCUCCGCCCUGCUUCCCCCCUCCCUAUGCCCUGCUUCCUGCCUCCCUCCGCCCUGCUCCCCCCCUCCCUCCGCCCUACUUCACUUCUCCUUCUGCCAUGCUUCCCCCCUCCCUCUGCCCCGCUUUCCCCCUCCCUCCGCGCUGCGUCCCCCCUCCCUCCGCCCUGCUUCCCCCCUCCCUAUGCCCUGCUUCCCCACUCCCUCUGCCAUGCUUCCCCCCUCCCUCCGCCCUGCUUCCCCCCUCCGUCCGCCCUGCUUCCCCCCUCCUUCUGUCAUGCUUCCCUCAUCCCUCUGGCCUGCUUCCCCCCUCCCUCCGCCCUGCUUCCGCCCUCCUUCUGCCAUGCUUCCCCCCUCCUUCCGCCCCGCUUCCCCCCUCCCUAUGCCCUGCUUCCCCACUCCUUCUGCCAUGCUUCCCCCACCCUCCGCUCUGCUUCCCCCCUCCCUAUGCCCUGCUUCCCCAUUCCUUUUGCAAUGCUUCCCCCCUCCCUCUGCCCUGCUUUCCCCCUCCCUCUGCCCUGCGUCCCUCCUCCCUCUGCCCUGCUUCCGCCCUCCUUCUGCCAUGCUUCCCCCCUCCUUCCGCCCCGCUUCCUCCCUUUCUAUGCCCUGCUUCCCCACUCCUUCUGCCAUGCUUUCCCCACCAUCCGCCCUGCUCCCCCCCUCCCUAUGCCCUGCUUCCCCACUCCUUGUGCCCUGCUUCCCCCCUCCCUAUGCCCUGCUUCCCCACUCCUCCUGCCAUGCUUCCCCCCUUCCUCUGCCAUGCUUCCCCCCUCCCUCUGCCAUGCUUCCCCCCUCCCUCGGCCAUAUCGGCUGCAACCCCCGCACAUCCGACCACGAGGUCGGCUCCGCCCAAGCGAGGACGGGGCCUAACAACACUCCCGUUGACACUUCCCCCCUCCUUUCGCCCUGCUUCCCCCCUCCUUCUGUCAUGCUUCCCUCAUCCCUCUGGCCUGCUUCCCCCCUCCCUCCGCCCUGCUUCCGCCCUCCUUCUGCCAUGUUUCCCCCCUCCUUCCGCCCCGCUUCCCCCCUCCCUAUGCCCUGCUUCCCCACUCCUUCUGCCAUGCUUCCCCCACCCUUCGCUCUGCUUCCCCCCUCCCUAUGCCCUGCUUCCCCAUUCAUUCUGCCAUGCUUCCCCCCUCCCUCUGCCCUGCUUUCCCCCUCCUUCUGCCCUGCGUCCCUCCUCCCUCUGCCCUGCUUCCGCCCUCCUUCUGCCAUGCUUCCUCCCUCCUUCCGCCCCGCUUCCUCCCUUUCUAUGCCCUGCUUCCCCACUCCUUCUGCCAUGCUUUCCCCACCCUCCGCCCUACUUCCCCCCUCCCUAUGCCCUGCUUCCCCACUCUUUCUGCCAUGCUUCCCCCCUCCCUAUGCCCUGCUUCCCCACUCCUUCCCCACUCCUUCUGCCAUGCUUCCCCCCCUCCCUCUGCCAUGCUUCCCCCCUCCCUCUGCCAUGCUUCCCCCCUCCCUCUGCCAUGCUUCUCCCCUCCUUCUGUCAUGCUUCCCUCAUCCCUCUGGCCUGCUUCCCCCCUCCCUCCGCCCUGCUUCCGCCCUCCUUCUGCCAUGCUUCCCCCCUCCUUCCGCCCCGCUUCCCCCCUCCCUAUGCCCUGCUUCCCCACUCCUUCUGCCAUGCUUCCCCCACCCUCUGCCCUGCUUCCCCCCUCCCUAUGCCCUGCUUCCCCACUCCUUCUGCCAUGCUUCCCCCCUCCCUCUGCCAUGCUUCCCCCCUCCCUCUGCCAUGCUUCCCCCCUCCCUCUGCCAUGCUUCCUCCCUCCUUCUGUCAUGCUUCCCUCAUCCUUCUGGCCUGCUUCCCCCCUCCCUCCGCCCUGCUUCCGCCCUCCUUCUGCCAUGCUUCCCCCCUCCUUCCGCCCCGCUUCCCCCCUCCCUAUGCCCUGCUUCCCCACUCCUUCUGCCCCGCUUCUCCCCUCCCCAUGUGCCUCUCCUCUCCCUCCCCGUGUGCCUCUCCUCUCCCUCCCCAUGUGCCUCUCCUCUCCCUCCCAAUGUACCUUUCCACCCAUCGCUCAUCCCUUUGUUUCCACUUCAAGCAUGA
Molecule: messenger RNA, 3018 nt
Organism: Closterium sp. NIES-65
Lineage: Eukaryota; Viridiplantae; Streptophyta; Zygnematophyceae; Desmidiales; Closteriaceae
Source: the annotation of a GenBank genome assembly